AUGUGCUAUAACCAGAACCUUCUUCAUCCAGUCUCAGCUUAUUCUAAUCUUGGGCUUAGUGUCAUGGCAGAUGAUGAUUUAGAAAUAGCAGAUGAUGUUUUAGAGGAAGAAUGUGAAAGUUGUUAUGACUUUGAAGAUCUGGAUUUUUGUUAUAGUAAUAAUUUAAUCUCUACAAAUAUGGCAAACAGCCAGCCAGUACUAUCAGUGACGAAUUCAACGUCAAAUAAUGAAUGUUCAAAUUCGUGUAUUGAAGAAAAAAAAGAAUUUUUCCAAGAUACUGUUGAUAAAGAAAUAAAGUUUGAAAAAAUUAUUGAGUGUCAAAAAGCAAAUGGAGAGUUUGUUGGUGUAGAAGAAAUAAUUAAAGAAAUUAUUACGAUUCAAAGCAAUGGUAUUGACAAUGAUGUUAUUCAAACAUUUUUUGUUAUUCAUUUAUUAAAAGAAAGGUUCUCUGAAAAUAAAGUUGAAUGGAAGUUAGUUGUUAAAAAAGCAGAAAAUUGGUUAGAAAGUAAACCAGCUAUUUCUGAAGAGAUUAAGAAUAGAAUAAUCUCAUUAGUUAAAUUAAUAAAACUCUAA
This is a messenger RNA of Entamoeba nuttalli P19, 573 nucleotides long. RefSeq lists its product as hypothetical. NCBI's taxonomy places the organism in Eukaryota, Evosea, Mastigamoebida, Endamoebidae. The record is from RefSeq and is a predicted model, not a curated record. The coding region runs from base 1 to 573 and encodes 190 amino acids. The transcript has a single exon.